AUGUCCUCCACCGACGCCGGAAAAGCAGAAACCCAAGACUCGACGACCGAAGCAUCGACUUCGACAACCUCCUCUCAAAUCAACGCCUACGUCCAACAAGCCAAAGGCACACUCUACAACGCAAGUGCCUCUCCACUGAAAAUGACGUAGGCUAGCAGCCGCACCUAACGCGCCCUCAGGCUCGUCACUGACCCCCCUUCCCCUCUACGAACAGACGAUCGGUUCGGUUUCCUCCGACCCAACAUGGAAAGAACAAGGUCAAGAUCUGCUCGACCAAGGCACUCAAGAACUUCAAGCGGCGCAACAACAAGCCAAGAGUGAAGCGGCGUACGAAAGCGUCGGCGGGAAAUUGCAGUCGUCAGUUCGGCGCGAUCACAGUUCAAGCUUUGGGAGUGGAAGAGGUUGCUCAUCACUGAUCCUUGAUUCGAUCAGCGCCUACGGUUUCAUUACGGGUGAUCAAAAGACCGCUUCGGAGGGGAACAAGAAAGCCGAAGCUGCCGAAUGGAAGGCUGCCCUCGCCGACGAUCAUGUGCCUCAAGUCUCCCUCGAGAGAGCAAAGGGCAAGGUCGAGAGGUUCGUUUCUGGGACACUGAUUAGAUGGGGAUCCUUAUGCUGAUUCAAUUUUCCCCGAAUUUAGUGCGGUCGGGAUGGUCACCGGCGAUAUCGAGAAACAGCAGCAGGCGAAUUUGAGGGCCGAAAAGGCCGCUUGGACCGGCAAAUGA
Microbotryum saponariae is the source of this 722-nucleotide messenger RNA. The record is from the annotation of a GenBank genome assembly. Lineage: Eukaryota; Fungi; Basidiomycota; Microbotryomycetes; Microbotryales; Microbotryaceae.